This is a messenger RNA of Sceloporus undulatus (fence lizard), 866 nucleotides long. It is a transcript of the gene ISCA2, whose product is annotated as iron-sulfur cluster assembly 2. Gene Ontology annotation, molecular function: iron ion binding; 2 iron, 2 sulfur cluster binding; 4 iron, 4 sulfur cluster binding. NCBI's taxonomy places the organism in Eukaryota, Metazoa, Chordata, Lepidosauria, Squamata, Phrynosomatidae. Gene Ontology annotation, biological process: iron-sulfur cluster assembly. The record is from RefSeq and is a predicted model, not a curated record. Bases 18 to 527 code for a protein of 169 amino acids. Gene Ontology annotation, cellular component: mitochondrion. The transcript has 4 exons.
GAGUAAAAAGGCACAAGAUGGCGGCGCUGGUGGCGCUUGCUUGCCUUAGGAGGCUGAAGUCUUGCAGACAGAGCAGCUGUUCCUUUCAUCUGUGGACUCUGAUGAGAACCCCAUUUCAUGCCCCACAUAACAGUGCCUGUAUGCCAAGGAUAAGAGUGCAAUGGGCAUCAUCCUCUGCCAGUACACAGAGUGAUACCAAUGAAGGACAGGUCUACAUCAGUGAGAGUUGUGUGAAGAGGUUAUUGGAGAUUGCAGAAGGGUCUGAGUUUCUCAGGCUGCAGGUGGAAGGAGGUGGCUGCUCUGGUUUCCAGUAUAAAUUUUCCUUGGAUACAGUUGUGAAUUCUGAUGACAGGAUUUUUGAACAAGGUGGUGCCCGAGUGGUUGUGGACAUGGACAGCUUAAGCUUUGUGAAAGGGGCAAUGAUCGAUUUCAGUCAGGAGCUAAUUCGUAGCUCCUUCCAGGUUGUGAACAAUCCACAAGCAGAACAAGGCUGUUCCUGUGGAUCAUCUUUUUCAAUUAAGCUCUGAUCCGAUGUCUCCAUGUGGUCUUUCAUGGAUGCUGACAGACCAAUUUCAUUUCAGUUGCAUGUUCCCCAGCUGAGUUCUGCUCCCUGCAACAACUGGUCUACAUAAAGAUGCAAGCACAUCCUUUGAACAGCCUCUAAAAAGAACUCAUCUCUCCAAGACUAGAUGUGAACUGAGCUAGCUCCCUGUGCAACUUCCCAGUGAAACCAUGAUGACUCCUUUCAUAGCAUGUAGAACAGUGUGUUGUGCUGGUUGAUGUUUGUACAUAUUUCUGUGAUUUAAUGUAUUUAGUUUUUUAAAGUAAAUUCCCAUUACAUUUAAUUUUUGUGGAUAUUAAUAGCC